Ipomoea triloba (trilobed morning glory) is the source of this 1177-nucleotide messenger RNA. RefSeq names its product 1-aminocyclopropane-1-carboxylate oxidase 3-like. The record is from RefSeq and is a predicted model, not a curated record. The transcript is spliced from 2 exons. Lineage: Eukaryota; Viridiplantae; Streptophyta; Magnoliopsida; Solanales; Convolvulaceae. The coding region runs from base 74 to 1003 and encodes 309 amino acids.
GCACGCACUAGCUACGUACUUAAUUAGUCUCUUGCGCAUCGAAAACACUUGUAAGUUUACAAAAGUUGAAGAAAUGGCAAGCUUCCCAGUUAUCAACAUGGAAAAGCUUAACGACGUUGAGAGAGGAGAAACCAUGGAGAUCAUCAAAGAUGCCUGCGAGAAUUGGGGGUUCUUUGAGUUGGUGAACCAUGGGAUUCCGCAUGAAGUAAUGGACAACAUAGAGAAACUGACCAAGGAUCAUUACAAGAAGGUGAUGGAACAGAGGUUUAAGGAUUUGGUGGCAAGCAAGGGAUUGGAAGGUGUACAAGCCGAGGUUACAGAUAUGGAUUGGGAAAGCACUUUCUUCUUGCGCCACCUUCCCGUUUCCACCAUUUCACAAGUCCCUGAUCUUGAUCACAAUUACAGGGAGGCAAUGAGAGAUUUCGCCAAAAGAUUAGAGAAACUAGCAGAAGAGCUUCUAGACUUACUCUGCGAGAACCUUGGACUAGAAAAAGGAUACUUGAAAGAGGCGUUUUAUGGAUCCACCGCUCCAAAUUUUGGCACCAAAGUGAGCAACUAUCCACCAUACCCAAAACCUGAUUUGAUCAAGGGUCUCCGAGCCCACACCGACGCCGGCGGCAUAAUCCUCCUCUUCCAAGACGACAAAGUUAGCGGCCUCCAGCUACUGAAAGACGGGGAAUGGGUGGACGUUCCUCCCAUGCGCCACUCCAUCGUCAUAAACCUGGGCGACCAAAUCGAGGUAAUCACCAAUGGUAAAUAUAAGAGCGUGGAACACAGAGUGAUUGCGCAGACCAAUGGCGCUAGAAUGUCCAUAGCUUCCUUCUACAACCCAGCAAAUGAUGCGCUCAUCCACCCAGCAUCCGCUCUGGUGGAGAAAGAGGCAGAUGAAGAGAAAGUGUACCCGAGAUUCGUGUUUGACGAUUACAUGAAGUUAUAUGCAGGCUUGAAGUUCCAGCCAAAAGAGCCAAGGUUCCAAGCCAUGAAGGCCUUCCAGAAAGCAUAGAAAUAUACAUUAAUUAAUUACUUAUACAAAAUUAAUAAAUAAACUAGUUGUAUUUUCAAAAAAAAAAUAAUAAAUAAACUAGUUCUUCAUUACAACAAGUCAUCAUCUAAUAAAGCGUUUUACUUUUACUUGUAAUUGUUGUUAAAAAAAUAAAUGACCUUAUGUUAUUACAAA